UCGAUAUUCAAAUUCUCCCAGAGGAUAGGGGACAGAAAUUUGGACAAAUGGAAGAAGAGGCCAGUGAACAGAUGCGACCCCUCUUGACAUCCGGGAACGAUGAUGAGGCGGUGGUGGACCUGGGGAAGACAAGCUCCACCAUUCACACCAACUUUGAGAAAGAGGAGCUAGAGAGUCACAGAGCGGUCUAUGUGGGCGUCCAUGUUCCUCUGGGCAGAGAGACCAAACGAAGGCACCACCGCCACCGCGGCCACAGACACCACCGCAAGAGGAGAGACCGCUCGGACCGUGAAGAUGGACGAGAGUCUCCUUCCUAUGACACCCCGUCCCAGCGGGUCCAUUUCAUCCUGGGGACAGAGGAUGAUGAUGAAGAGCACAUGCCCCACGACCUGUUCACUGAGCUGGACGAGCUGUUCUUCCGGGACGGACACGUCUACGAGUGGAGGGAGACAGCCAGGUGGUUAAAGUUUGAGGAAGACGUGGAGGAUGGAGGGGAGCGUUGGAGUAAGCCCUAUGUAGCCACGCUGUCUCUACACAGCCUCUUCGAGCUCCGCAGCUGCAUCCUCAACGGCACUGUCAUGUUGGACAUGAGAGCUAACACUAUUGAGGAGAUCGCAGACAUGGUGAUAGACAGCAUGGUGGCGUCAGCUCAGCUGGAGGAGGGGUUGAGGCAGAAGGUGAGGGAGGCCAUGUUGAAGAGACACCACCACCAGAACGAGAAGAAGCUCAGCAACCGCAUCCCUCUGGUGCGCUCCUUCGCUGACAUCGGCAAGAAACAAUCUGACCCACACCUGCUUGAGAGAAACGGCCUCCUGGCAUCCCCCCAGUCAGCUCCUGGGAACCUGGAGAACAGUAAACCGAGUGAGAGCCGCAUCAACGGAGGAAGCAGAGAGAACAGCACUGUGGAUUUCAGCAAGGUGGACAUGAACUUCAUGAAGAAGAUCCCUCCGGGGGCGGAGGCGUCCAACGUGCUGGUGGGAGAGGUGGAAUUCCUGGAGCGACCAAUCAUAGCCUUCAUCAGGCUGUCCCCCGCCGUGCUGCUCACUGGUCUCACUGAGGUGCCCGUACCCACCAGGUUCCUGUUCCUGCUGCUGGGUCCGUUUGGGAAGGGUCCUCAGUACCACGAGAUCGGCCGCUCCAUCGCCACACUGAUGACAGACGAGGUCUUCCAUGAUGUAGCGUACAAGGCCAAAGACCGGAACGAUCUGCUGUCAGGGAUAGAUGAGUUUCUUGACCAGGUGACCGUCCUACCCCCAGGAGAGUGGGACCCUACGAUACGAAUCGAGCCCCCCAAGAGUGUCCCAUCUCAGGACAAGAGGAAGAUGCCCUCAUUGCCCAACGGCUCUGCCCAUAAUGAGUCCUUCAAGGAAGACCAGCACCAAGCAGGACCAGAGCUACAGAGGACAGGGAGGAUCUUUGGGGGCCUGGUGAUGGAUGUAAGGAGGAAAGCUCCGUUCCUGUGGAGAGAUAUUAGGGAUGCUCUGAGCCUGCAGUGCCUGGCCUCUGUACUGUUCCUCUAUUGUGCCUGCAUGUCCCCUGUCAUCACUUUCGGAGGCCUGCUGGGCGAGGCCACCAAGGGAAACAUCAGUGCGAUCGAGUCGUUGUUCGGGGCGUCUCUGACGGGCGUGGCCUUCUCCAUGUUUGCGGGCCAGCCACUCACCAUCCUGGGCAGCACCGGACCAGUCCUGAUCUUUGAGAAGAUCCUCUUCAAGUUCUGCAGUGACUACGACCUGUCCUACCUGUCCUUGAGGACCAGCAUCGGCCUGUGGACGGCCUUCCUGUGCCUCGUCCUGGUUGCCACGGACGCUAGCUCCCUGGUCUGUUACAUCACCCGCUUCACGGAGGAAGCCUUCGCAGCGCUCAUCUGCAUCAUCUUCAUCUACGAGGCCCUGGAGAAGCUGGUUCACCUGGGGGAACUCUACCCCAUCAACAUGAACAACAAGCUGGACAACCUCACCUUCUACAUAUGUCAAUGUUCUCCGCCGGUUAACGCCACGCCUGAGAUCCAGCAGGUCUGGAACCACAGCGGGGUCGCACCAGAAUCCAUAUCUUGGACCCAACUGGAUGUCGAUGAGUGUUCUAGGCUGCGUGGGGAGUUUGUUGGGCCAGCUUGCGGCCUCCAUGGUCCCUACAUCCCUGACGUCCUCUUCUGGUCCGUCAUCCUCUUCUUCACUACCUUCUUCCUCUCCUCCUUCCUCAAGCAGUUCAAGACCAAGCUCUACUUUCCCACCAAGGUACGGUCGACCAUCAGUGACUUCGCGGUCUUCCUGACCAUCAUGAUCAUGGUCCUGGUGGACUACCUGGUGGGCAUUCCCUCCCCCAAACUGAAUGUGCCUGACCGCUUUCAGCCCACGUCUGAGAACCGUGGCUGGCUGAUCUCCCCGCUUGGGACCAACCCCUGGUGGACCAUGCUGGCUGCAGCCAUCCCUGCCCUGCUCUGCACCAUCCUCAUCUUCAUGGACCAACAGAUCACCGCCGUCAUCAUCAACAGGAAGGAGCACAAACUCAAGAAAGGCUGUGGCUACCACCUGGAUCUUCUGGUGGUGUCUGUGAUGCUGGGGGUGUGCUCCAUCAUGGGCCUGCCCUGGUUCGUAGCGGCCACCGUGCUCUCCAUCUCCCACGUCAACAGUCUGAAGCUGGAGUCAGAGUGCUCGGCCCCCGGGGAACAGCCCAAGUUCCUGGGGAUCAGAGAGCAGAGGGUCACCAGCUUCAUGAUCUUCAUCCUUAUGGGCUGCUCUGUCUUCAUGACCUCAGUGCUCAAGUUCAUCCCUAUGCCAGUCCUCUACGGGGUGUUUCUCUACAUGGGUGUGUCCUCACUCAAAGGCAUCCAGUUCUUUGACCGUAUCAAGCUGUUCUGCAUGCCAGCCAAGCACCAGCCGGACCUGAUCUACCUGCGCUACGUUCCCCUGUGGAAGGUCCAUGUGUUCACCCUGGUGCAGCUCACCUGCCUGGUGCUGCUGUGGGUCAUCAAGGCGUCCGCCGCCGCCGUCGUCUUCCCCAUGAUGGUGUUGGCCCUGGUGUUUAUACGGAAGCUGCUGGAUCUAUGUUUCACCAACAGGGAGCUGAGCUGGCUGGACGACCUGAUGCCUGAGAGCAAGAAGAAGAAGGAGGACGACAAGAAGAAGAAAGCCAAGGAGGAGGCUCAGCGCCUGCUGGAAGUGGAAGAGGGCAUAGCACACCCCUACGACGGGCCGGGCAUCCUCAAGACCCUCAAAGUCAGUUUGGACCCCUCUAUGGUAAACAUUUCUGAUGAAAUGGCCAAAACCGCCAAUUGGAAGUCUGUCUCCAUGAACUCUGACAGUGCCAAAGCUCUGAAACAUAGUGCCAGCCAGGCGAAGGUUUCCUGUGUGAAGAUAAACUUGGAGAAUGACCAGGGGGAGAAGUAUGGGGAUGCUGAGACCUCCUUAUGAGGGAGGGACGGGAGGAGCAGGGAGAGUGCCACGUCAGCCCCUAGCCCACCAGGUGGCGUUGUCCUCCUGUCCUCCCACACAGCAGGGGCCAGUGUCCUUCAUGGCCCUGUCCGUUGCCCUAACAGCUGCUACCAUACCAAUGCCAAGGGGGCACACAAAGACACAACCACUUCUACUUAGCCAUGUUUCUUUAGUUCUUAUUGUGAAAUUAGUACGAGGGAAAUUUGUCUUUUAAUUUGAUCAUCGUUUUAAGGUGAAAAAACAUUAACUUUAGAUUCAGGUGUGCCUUUUUUAAGGAACCACUUGGUCUUCUUGGAAUGACUUUCAUCAGGCUUUUUACCAACAUGUCCAUAGUCUGUCUCUGUGAUAUGGUGUACAGUCUGUCCUCGUAACAGUUCGAGGGCAAUGCAUUAUGAAUGCAUGUAGUGGCCUCUAUGGCCCUUAGUGCAUUAUAUUAGAAGAGUUGCUGUAAGCAUUUCAAACAAGACUGUCCCCAGGUGGUUCAUAGGAAGCAGUAGGCCUAACAGCAGUCCAAGCACCCCGGGUGGCUUGACCACAGCGACGGCUACUACUCACAGCACUCUAUCUGGCUCACUCUGAACAAUAGACACUUUCUGUUUGAGAAAGCAGGUGACGCUCAACAAAAGAUCCAAAUACAUUUAGAGCACAUAUUAGAUUUAAUGGUGGGUGUGUGGGCACUCGGGUGUGUGGGCACUCGGGUGUGUGGGCACUCGGGUGUGUGGGCACUCGGGUGUGUGGGCACUCGGGUGUGUGGGCACACGGGUGUGUGUACAAGUGUAAGAAACUUAAGAGCAGCUUAAGAUGGCUUUUCACAAUAUCAGAGUCAUGUGUACGAUGUGCUGUUGAUUCAGAUUAUCAGUCACAGUAGUUUGAAAGGCUGAAGAUGUUCUGUCAAAGUGAACAUGACAGACCACAGCAUAGCCCAUAGUUUGCAGAAUAUUUCUUGAAUUAAUUGGCAAACAUCUCUUACUAAUCUUAAACAAUCCCAAAUUGGAAACGGACUAUAAUAAGAUGAAGUUUCAAAAACACAUUUCUCGAUUGAGCGGUCUUGUUAUUUUGGAGUAAUGGUGUGUCCGUGUCCAUACAUACAUAAUGGUGGACUUGAAAGGAAGAAAAUAUGUAUAGAGUAAGUCUAUAGAGGUUUCUAAAACUGAUGCCUUCUUCAGGGCAGGUUUAAAGCUGUUCAAUAGUGUUACUGUACAUGGCUGUGGUAGCCUGGGUUUAAUCUAGUGUAGUGCACCUGCACCAAGGAGGUCUUACCAGAGCUGUAGCCUCCCCUUGGUUAUGAUGACGAGGGGAACCCACUUUUAUCCAUUUAAACGGUUUACAUCCAAUGGAAUAUUUUCUGUUAUGGGGUAUAUAUUUUAGAUUGUCUAUAUAUAUAUAUUUUUAUCAUUGUUAUUAUCUAUAUCAUUACAAAAUGUAAUGCAUUUAAUUUAUUUUGAAUUGGUCAGCGUUGCAGAGUUUGGGAGGGGGCGGGAGGAGGGGGCAGUGUCAUUGUUUGUUGCUGGCCGGUAAUUAAUGUUCUUUAUUUCCUGUCUUUAUAUCUGUGCACUUUAGAUACGCCUGCCGCACAACGAGAGGGGUGGGCAGGCUAUAUGUACCUUUUUAUACACAUGUAUCUAUUUAGAUCAGUCUCAGGAACCAAUGGGCUCAAUGAUGCCCUUGUCUCUUUCUCUCACCGUCUCUCUGUCAGUCUCUUUUUUUCUCUCGCUUUCUCCCUGCCUCUCUCUCUCGGCCUCUCUCUCUCGGCCUCUCCCUCUGUGUUGUCUCUCUCCCCCUCUCUCUGUGUUGUCUCUCUCCCCCUCUCUCUCUCUGUGUUGUCUCUCACUUUCACUCUGUUGCUCACUGACUGACUCCCUCAUUGUCAAUCCACUAGUGUUGCUAGAAGAUGUUGCUGUGUGUUUCUCUGCCCCUCCCUUUCAGCUGUAAACCCUUUUUUCCUAUUUGACACUGGACAACACUGUGAUAGGUGGGUUUCUCUGUGCUCUUCUUUUAUUGGCUAUUCUGUUGUAGGCUGUUUUGUAAAAAAAAAAAAAAAAAAAAAGAUCUUAA
This is a messenger RNA of Salvelinus namaycush (lake trout), 5486 nucleotides long. RefSeq names its product sodium bicarbonate cotransporter 3-like. The transcript has 25 exons. Gene Ontology annotation, biological process: transmembrane transport; bicarbonate transport; regulation of intracellular pH. The record is from RefSeq and is a predicted model, not a curated record. Bases 48 to 3410 code for a protein of 1120 amino acids. Gene Ontology annotation, molecular function: monoatomic anion transmembrane transporter activity; sodium:bicarbonate symporter activity; solute:inorganic anion antiporter activity. Gene Ontology annotation, cellular component: apical plasma membrane; plasma membrane; basolateral plasma membrane. Lineage: Eukaryota; Metazoa; Chordata; Actinopteri; Salmoniformes; Salmonidae.